CGCAUUGUUCUCGCGGUAUUGCCUACCUCUCGCGAGAUUCGGCCGACGUCAUUUUUAGCGCGGAGUUUGUUGGCGGAAAGGCGUCGAACUAGUCAAAUGUUUUGUUCUCUUUGUAUUUUAGCACUAUUGUGUCGCGUUUUGUCUGUAAAAAGUGUAUUAACCACUUUUCCCCCACCCCCCGAACAUUUUGUUGAAACUUCAAAGAGUAGAGGUGAAUACUUUUCAGACAGCCGUUGACCUCGAACAAAUGCGAUGGAGACUCCUGUCUGUGCUGAAACCUUCCCAAUAGACGGAUGUGUCAAAUCUACCAGCAAGAAGAGUAAAACCUCAAGGAGUGUGGAGUCUGACAUUGAAUCGCUCUACAAAGCUGUUCCUCAGCUUGCCAAGACUUUUCGCAUCAUUGAAAAAAUUGGAGAAGGUACAUUCAGCUCCGUCUACCUCGGUGAGGCUCGGAUGCGAGACGGCAGCAGGGACAUGUUUGCCCUCAAGCACCUCAUCCCAAUUAGCCACCCGACUCGCAUCGCUGCCGAACUCCAGUGUCUCACUGUUGUGGGUGGCAGGGAGAAUGUAAUGGGCGUGGAGUACUGCUUCAGGAAGGAGGACCAUGUCGUGAUUGUCAUGCCUUAUAUGGAACACCAAGCGAUAGUAGAUGUCAUCAGGUUGUUGAGCUUUGAAGAGGUCCGUCUGUACAUCUACCACCUGCUAAAAGCCCUACGACACAUCCACCAGUUCGGUGUCAUUCACCGGGACAUCAAACCAAACAACUUCCUCUACAACAGAAAAGCUAAGACGUUUGCUCUGGUGGACUUUGGCCUCGCUCAAGGAACAGCAGACACUCAGAUCGAACUGCUCAAGGUGGUCAGACAGAAGCCAUCGCAGCCAAGAGCUGGAAGUUCCACAGAGAGACGAGACAAAGCCCCACCUAAACCUUCCUCUUCCGCCACAGCCUCACACCAAUCCACAGCUAACGCACCUUUCCCCCCCUCCUCCUCUCCCACCAUAACCACACCGGCCACUCGGAAAGUAUUGAUUAAAAAGUCACGAUCCAUCGCAAUCACAGCAGGCGCUUCUACUUCUCGCACAAAGCACACAAAGGAUUUAUUGGGAAUACGUAAAUCACAGAGGCCGGUGUUUAGCGAGAGGAACCUGAACAGCUGCACUUCAGCCGCCUCUACCACCAAGCAGACAAAUAGGACAGAAGUAAGACUAUUUUCUACACCUCAAACUGCAACACGCAUGAAUUUUUUCUCUUGCCUUCUACUUGUAAAGUCUGUGAGACCGGGGGACCUGUCAAAUCGAAGGUUGCCUUCAGCUCGAGGAGGUCCAGCUAGUGUCAGAACACAUAAACUUCAACGAACCGCCCAGCAGACUUUCACCUGCUCCUGCUUCCAGACGGACCGGGUCUGCAACGUUUGCCUGGCCAGAAAGCAGCAAGUGGCUCCAAGGGCGGGAACACCAGGCUUUCGAGCUCCAGAGGUCCUCACCAAGUGUCCAAACCAAGGAACUGCCAUCGACGUGUGGUCAGCGGGAGUCAUCCUGCUCUCGCUGCUAAGCGGACGCUACCCUUUCUUCAAAGCCAGCGACGACAUGAUCGCUCUCGCGCAGAUCAUGACAAUACGAGGCUCCAGAGAGACCCGACGCGCGGCUAAAGCGUUUGGCAAGGCGGUGCUUUGCAGUCGGGAGCUUCCUCGGGUGGAUCUCCGGGAGCUCUGUGAGACGCUGAGGGGGCGGAGACCAUCACCGGAUGAUGAAGUCCCGCCAGUCACAGAUGGUAAAGACACAGGCAAAGGUAGCACGGGUAAGACUCCUGCACCGCUCCCGAAAGGCCAGGAUCCAACACCAGGGGAGAAACCCUGGUCAGGGCUGUGUGAUGAGAGGGGAUGGGACAAGGUACCUGAUGAGGCCUACGACUUGUUGGACCGGCUGUUAGAUCUCAACCCCAAUAGCAGAAUUACAGCGGCUCUGGCCUUGCAGCACCCACUGUUCAAAGGCCUGUAAAGCAAUUUUACUUCGGUGUUGGUCUGUUUCUUAUUGGUACCAUUGGUAAAUGCAGCUGUAUAAUUUAUUACUACGCAGGGAACAUUGUUUUACUCCUAAUAAAGUUGAAAAUUACUUUAAAAAA
This is a messenger RNA of Nerophis ophidion (straightnose pipefish), 2122 nucleotides long. RefSeq names its product cell division cycle 7 homolog (S. cerevisiae) (gene cdc7). Bases 253 to 1998 code for a protein of 581 amino acids. NCBI's taxonomy places the organism in Eukaryota, Metazoa, Chordata, Actinopteri, Syngnathiformes, Syngnathidae. Gene Ontology annotation, cellular component: nucleus. The record is from RefSeq and is a predicted model, not a curated record. Gene Ontology annotation, biological process: mitotic DNA damage checkpoint signaling; protein phosphorylation. The transcript has 11 exons. Gene Ontology annotation, molecular function: protein serine/threonine kinase activity; ATP binding.